UACUAAUACCAUUAAUCAUUCCAUCGAGUGUUUAUAUAAUAUUAUAACUAUAUAACUAAAGUUAAAAUAACAUGGUACACGCAUAUUCAUACGUAGAACCUGAGGGAGGAGAUAGCUAAUAUACAAAAUAAUUAUUUUAUUAUUAUGAAAUACUGGAAAAAGUUGAAAGAUUCACUGGGCGACGUCCUUCACACGCUGUGAGAUAAAUAAUUUGAACCGCAUACAAAAAAGAAAAUCGAUACUACUGGGCCGGGUUUCUUGGAAUUGCCAUUAAUUAAAAAAAAAAACACCAACAUGCGACAAUGCUUUAUUUCAGCUGGUUUAUUUGGAGCCAGACAUGUACAACUGAUGCUCAUGUUUGGAGCAACAAUCUCGUCGUUCGGAAUGAGAGCCGUACUAAAUGUGGCUAUCGUCGCGAUUAUAAGCCCACAUACGAGAGAAGAUGCAGAAUUCGCUACAUACCCGGAAUGGUCGGAGAAGAAGAACAUAAUCCUGUCUUCCUUCUUCUGGGGCUACAUUUGUUUCCAAGUGUUCGCCAGCCAACUGGCGAAAAACCUAGGAGUGAAAGUGAUUUUCGCGAUCGCUAUGAGCAUAGCUUCGAUUUUCACGAUUUUGGUCCCGUUCUUUGGAGAGGAAUUAGGUUAUGGAGGCGUCAUGGCGUGCAGGGUUAUCCAGGGCGCCGGCCAAGGGUUUCUGCUACCGUGUCUGCACACGCUGUUGAGUAACUGGGCGCCUAUUGCGGAACGAGCCAAGUUUGGAGGAUUGGUAUAUGCAGGUCAAGCUUUGGGCACCGUCGUGGCCAUGCCUGUGACAGGAGCGAUAGCAGAUACAAGACUAGGUUGGCCUGUCAGCUUCUACUUGUACGGAGGUUUGGGUAUUGUCUGGGUUCUCUGUUGGAUCGCGUUUGGUCACAACACUCCGGCAGAUGAUAAAAAUAUUUCUACGGCUGAAAGGAAGUGGAUAGAAUAUGGAUUGGUGCAGGAAGAUGAUGUUGGUCAAAAACACCCGACACCAUGGAAAUCUAUUUUUACUUCGGUGCCUUUCUACGCAAUUUUAGCUGCCCACUGUGGUCAAAAUUGGGGUUUUUGGACAUUGCUGACCGAAACUCCAACAUAUAUGGAAAAGAUACUGAAAUUUAGCAUAACGAAGAACAGCUUGUUAUGCGCCUUGCCGUAUUUCGUGUGUUGGGCGUUAAAUCUUGUUAUGAGCCCGAUAGCAGAUAUGUUGAUCGAUAAGAGAUAUGUCAGCUUGAUUGUAAGCAGGAAGAUAUUCAACAGCAUCGGUUUUUUCGUGCCCGCGUUGGCACUGGUCGGAAUGACAUUCGUCGGCAGUUCAAACAGUCAGCUGGCCGUCGGCAUCUUGGUGAUCGCCGUCGGUUUCAACGCCGGCCAAUUUUCCGGCUUCAACUUGAACCACAUCGAUAUUUCGCCGACUUACGCCGGAACGCUCAUCAGCUUGACGAACACUUGCGGCACAGCCUUCUCGAUCUGCGCUCCUUUAUCUGUCGACCUUGUCAAAGCUCUCACCGGUUACGAAGAGGACCAAGAAGAAUUGUGGAAGUUCAUAUUCUACAUAGCAGCAGGUUUCUACCUAAUCACCGGUAUAAUAUUCAACUUGUUAGCCAGCGGCGACGUUCAGCCUUGGGACAAAUCGGAUCCGACCACAAAAGCAAGGAGGAGCAUCCAAAAGAAAAUGUCUGUGAUUUCUGUCAAAUACGAUUAAUCUACGACUGUUUAUACAUUUGGCAUCGCUUUUCAAGAAAUUUGUAUAUACCUAGUAUAAAGCUUAUAAUAC
This is a messenger RNA of Acanthoscelides obtectus, 1794 nucleotides long. NCBI's taxonomy places the organism in Eukaryota, Metazoa, Arthropoda, Insecta, Coleoptera, Chrysomelidae. The record is from the annotation of a GenBank genome assembly.